UGCGUGCUUGAGUAUUAGCUAGAUUUCGGUACAGUUGAACAAUUAACUUUGUCGUGAAUUCUGUCAUUAGAAUCGAGUGCAUGUAAAGGUGUCAUGAUUUAGAGGUGCAUAACGUAGAGCGCUCAAUGUUUUUUUUGUAUUUACAGUAAAGUACAUAACAUCUGAAAGACUGUACAGUAGCAUCUCUAAACGCCGAGUCUGUGUCUUUAAUGAGUGUAUCGACUGUAGAAUGAUGUCAGUCUGCGGCUAUGCGCACAGUUCAUAUAGCGUCCAUGUGAGCGUCAUUCACUUCCUGCACAAGGAUACAUUGGGGAGAGAGAGAGAGCAGCGAGAGAGAGAGAGCGCCGGGGGCGAGCAGGCAAGAUAGGAGAGCGAGCAAGCAAACGAGGUGAACUCGGGGCCUGCCUAUGCUACAGACGGAACCUGGAAACUUUACAUCGCAAGAAAUAAAGCUGUGCCCGCUACUGACAGCAACCUUUUAUGGAGGAGCGACCAUAUCGGAUGCUGCAUUGAUUGCACACAGAGAGCCUCCCACUCCCUUCAUCACUGAUGCGCUCUCUCCAGCUGCAGCAGCACUUGUUGAAUUCAGCCCUGGGAGAGACAGAGACCGAGGGAGAAAGAGAGAGAGAGAAAGAGCGUGAGGGUGAGUGAAAGGAGAGAGAGAGCGAGGGAGAAGAUCUUUAAAAGAGAGAAACAGUGGGAGAGGGAAAAGCUCAGAGCGCUGAGUGAGACAGAGCAAGGCUUUGAGACAGAUGAAGAGCAUCAGAGCGCUUUUUUCUCUCUCCUCCCUUCUUCUCUUCUGGUCCUGGCGUGCGGAAGCUUCAUGAUGUCCCUUUCUCUGGCCUUGUCAGUGGUGACUCUCUGAAGCCUCUUCCUCCUCCUCCUCCUCCUCUUUCUCCACCACCAUGUCCCAGCUGCUCCACUUGGAGAUCCCCAACUUCGGCAGCACGGUGCUGGGCUCCCUCAAUGAGCAGCGCCUGCUCGGUCAGUACUGUGAUGUCUCCAUCCUGGUUAAAGGCCAGGCCUUCAAGGCCCACCGGGCUGUACUAGCCGCCAGCAGCCUCUACUUCCGAGACCUGUUUAGCAGCUCGUCCAAGAGCCAGUUUGAGCUGCCCUCGUCGGUGACUCCCGCCUGCUUCCAGCUGAUAUUAUCCUUCUGCUACACGGGAAAGCUGACCAUGGCAGCCAGUGAGCAGCUGGUGGUGAUGUACACCGCUGGGUAUCUUCAAAUCCAGCAUAUUGUGGAGCGGGGCAUGGACCUGAUGUUUAAGGCCAACUCGCCCCACUGUGACUCUCAGACGGCAGCCAUGGAGGAGCAGCAACCAGGCUCAGAGCCCCAGAGCCCCAGUAACAACACACUGGCCGGGUCAGGGACGUCCAUCCUGGGGCCGCCGGGCUGGUCCCCCUCCCUGGUGCAGCCCACGCGGAGGAUCAAACUGGAGGGGUGCGAUCCGUUGCCCAGCCUGAGUCACCAUAAGAAAGGGUCCUCUUCAUCUGAGCUGGGAGGGCGGCUCUCCAAGGGAAGCUCAUUGUUCUACACGGGGGCGGGGGGAACCACCAUCUUCCCGGGGAUGCAGCCCUAUCCAGUGGCAGGGGGAGAGAGGUCCAGUCCUGGGGCCUCCAGCCUGCCUACCACGGACAGCCCAACCUCCUACCAGAAUGAGGAUGAGGAGUUUGAGGAAGAGCCGUAUGACGGGAUCACGGAAGAGGCCUACAGUCAGAUCUAUGGGCGCUCAGCCAACCCAUACGGAAUCCAGGAAAAGCCAGAGAUGGCAGCCAUGCCCCUGUCCCUGGAGAGCCGCUCCUGUGUGCUGAUCCGUAGGGACCUGGUGGCCCUGCCCGCCAGCCUCGUCAGCCAGAUCGGCUACCGCUGCCACCCCAAGCUCUACACCGAAGGAGACCCGGGGGAGAAACUGGAGCUGGUGGGAGGUACAUCUGUGUUUAUGACACGGGGCCAGCUAAUGAACUGUCACCUGUGUGCUGGCAUCAAACACAAAGUCCUACUGCGUCGCCUGCUCGCCACCUUCUUCGACAGGAACACCCUGGCUAACAGUUGUGGGACUGGCAUCCGCUCUUCCACCAGUGACCCCAGUAGGAAACCUCUGGACAGCCGUGUGCUCAACGCUGUCAAACUCUACUGUCAGAACUUUGCACCCAACUUCAAAGAGAGUGAGAUGAACGUGAUCGCCGCAGACAUGUGCACCAACGCGCGGCGCGUUCGCAAACGCUGGCUGCCCAAGAUCAAGUCCAUGCUGCCUGAUGGUAUGGAGGUCUACCGGGCCGGUGUAGGGGUGGCUGCUGGUGUGGGCCUGGGCCUGGCCCUGGGAGCCGCCGGACCUGGGGUGGUGCUCCCCUUCGAAACCGAUUUUAAAUCCCUGACCCCCUCUAGCCUGUCCCUGGACCAGAGGCUGUACUCGGAGCAGAAGGACCCACGCAGGACUCACUCUCUGUUGGACACAGUCAGCCCAGGGUUGGGGGAGGCUGGAGGGGAGGGAGUGGACGCAGAAAUUGUCGGUCCCCAGGCAGGGGAGGAGGAACAGGAGGAAGAGGAGGAGGAGGAGGAGGCUGGGUUGGAGGGGGCCUUGAUGCCGGGAGGCGAGGCCGGGGGGCGGGGUGACAUGGCCCCAGGACAGGAAGGGAAGGAGUUAGGAGAGGACCUGAGAAUGAACGGGCAGUGAACAUCCUCUGGCGUCUAUCUCUGAUCCAUCCACCGCCACACUUUCUUUCACUCGCUCUUUCUCUCCUCUUCCACCCCUCCUCCUCCUCCGCCCUUUCCUAAGGUAACCUCUCAGUACAAAAAGCCAUGCUCUCAGAACUUACAGUACAACACACACACACGGUGUAUUCUUUAGCAGGGCAGGGAGUACAAGAUGUGUUAUGUUGAACAGACACAAGCAUUGCUGGGGAACAAACAGAAUUACUUAGCGAGAAUUAAAAAAUCUCUCAUUUGAACAUGGAAGAACUUUACUUUAGACCUGAGACAUCAGGUAAUUUUCUCCGGACUAUUUUUAGUAUUCAUCUUCAAGACCACAUUGUAGUUAAAACUGAAAUAAGUAACACUGUUGUGUUAUCCUUCCUGCAUAGUUGUAGAACUUGCUACACAACAGUAACAGUUACUGUACAUCUAUGGAGUGUGGGUCAGAUAAGACUGUAAAAUGAUAGUCCUCUUUCUAGGAAAGCAGCAUGGGUUCUAUAAAUAACCUAAGUAACCUUGAAACAGAUCACACUACACUGGGGGUGUGAGAGACUAAACAUACAGUACUCUACAGGAGCAACAUGGCUCAGUGUAUUUAAUACAAUUUACCAUAUUCCUUCUUAGAGUGCCACACAAAUUCUUGGAAGAUAUAAUACGAUCUCGUUGCAACAUACAGCAAAUCAGUUGAACAAUUUCACGUUGGGAAAAAAAAAUAGCAUGUGAUGUUGUGAGAGAGAGAGAGAAGAAACUUUUAACCUCUCUUUGUGUUGCUUAAGGGUUGUGGUUUUCCACGCAAUUGAAAAGAUUAUCUGGAAACACGAAGAGCUUUUUGUCUAUGGAUCAUCCUUAGACAAGAUGACGUCAUCUUUGAUUGGCCAGUCAAUGCAAUGCCUGUGUCUUUUAACGGAUAGACGCACGUACAUACAAUACAUAUACACACACGCACAAUCACUGUUUCCCACACACCUUGUGAUUUUAACCUCUAAUACAGUACUGAUGCAUCUGAGACUCUGACAAAUCAGAUUAACAGUGCUUUCAAACUUAGCAUACCCUUACAAUAGUACACAGUAACACAGACUGAGUCAUGGAAAUGUCAGAGACACGAACAUGCACUAACAGAAAGCUUGCAUGCAAAACGAAUACAGAGAUUCUAAAAUACAUCAACAACAGAGCCACUUAUGAAUAUGCAUACAGAAAAGAAACAACAGCUGCAGUUUCCUGAAGAUAUAUCAUUAAUAUGGAAGGAGGUACCUUUAUAUAUGCGUUUCUUUUCAGAGUCAUGCAUUUCGCCUGUGUUUCACCCAGGUUUGUUAACUUGGGUAUGGCCUGGCUUUCAUCUGGGGUGGAGGGCACUAGAGACAUGCUGAAUUGAGCAUACUACAUAGUAGUGAGGACUUCAAAGUGAGUUGCCGGUGAAAAGCACGGUUUUACUAGCGUCACGGCGUGCUCGAAAGGAUCAGCACUAAGACUACAGCACCCAGCCUACAGCUUUCUUGCAUCCGCUAUUUGUUUUUUGUAAUUUAUUGAAUGAAACUAAUAUGAUACAUUUCUGUUGGCUUAUUGCAUUUGCACUUGAAGAUGUUAUAGGAAGAGAUUGAUGGGGAGCUUAUGGAGAUGCCUAGACUGUUCUAAAGAAGUAGGCUAACUGAAAUUUGCCCCCAUAUCUCCUUGUUCGAUUGGAGGAUUUGAGGUUUGUGGACUUGGAUGGUCGGUCAUGCUGACGGCGACUGUUGCUCUACGGCAGGGGGGAGACGAGAGACAAAAUGUUGCACAGCGACAUUUACUAGUUUUGUUGCACUUUAGUUUUUAUAUAUUUUGUCUGUUCUCGCUCUGUUACUUUUUGCCAAAAGUAGGGAAGAAGUCUAUAAAUAGCUUCUAACGAAAAUGGUUGGUCGAUAACCCACCGGAAUAAGUUGCUUGGGGUAACACAUUGAUAGGCCUAUCAGACACCCACACGGUAUGUUGUAGUUUAUGAAUGUGUACUUGAUCAUAAGACCUGGGUAAAAACACAAGGUAAGGAGUGGUCCCAAAAACCUAAAUAAUCAACUUCCAAGACAAUAAUUUUAAUGGCCAGCCUUUUGAAAAGCCUUGCUUUGAAUUGUUGUCAUAUGUUAUUGUUCUAUAUUAAGUGAAAAUAAGAUUGAUCUGGUUUUAGAAGCGAAUAUCAAUGUAAAUCGACUACAGCCUACACUAAGCCACGAUUCAAGACGCUGGCAGUUAUCAUAUUGGCUUGGGAUCUCAUAACAACGAAACAACAAGAUCACAUUUCCUCUGUCAAAUUCAAAUGCUUUAUUAUAAGUGCCAUUUUUUAGAAUGGGCCCGUUAUGUUGUGUUGAAUAUCUAUAUGAUCCUGUUGUAUGGUUCUUUUGGGGAGGCAUUAACAUGGUCCGGUUUCUUUAAUAAGGAGCACAGGGUUAUAAUUGCACUAGGUAAUGAGAAAACAAAAAUGUUUACAAGAGUAUUUUUUGGAGAAAUGUGACCUGCAUAGGAGAAUAAGGCAGGGGAGGGGGAUUGGUGAAUGGGUGUGUGGGACUAUGGGUAAAUGUGAACUGUAGAACUGCUUCACCUAGCCUUGGUAGAGUACGGGAACAGUACUGUACAGUAAAAUACAGUAUCUUGGUACCACAAGAUAACUAUUUUCUAGCACCUUGUACAGUGUUGUAUGUACUCAUUUAAAAGUGGGCCAGAGAAUGGAAUAACAUGACACUUCUUUGAAAACAAAGGUGGGGUAUCUGACUUUCCCUCUAGAGGCCACUAGAGCUGCUGUGUGAUUUCAAUAAAGUAGCACUGUGAAAGUCUUCCAUUGUGGAAAAUCUCCAAAUAUACAGUCAAACUAGCAAUGUUUGUACUGUAGGCCUAUAUACUUAUUCUAUCCACAUCCCGACAAGAAACCAAUUAUCUUCCUUGUUCUCAAUCUCUAUUCAUCUAUAAGUAAACCUGUUGUUGCAAAUCACUAAUAAGAUAGGAAAGAUAGACUGUAAACCAAACCUGUAAUAUAGAGGUAAUAACUGCAAAUCGACUCCUUUGGUCAAUUUGCAUGUGCAACCACUACUGGCUCUAAGGGGAAGUGAAAUGGCUUUCCAGUAAAAUACUGUCAUUAGGGAGGUGAGUUUUCCUGUUCUGAAGAAGGGGCGGGGAUCAGUGCCUUAAUUGAGACUGCAGGGGGAGAGAGUGUUGUGCUUAGUCACCAUCUGUUUGCAUUGGGACAUCAACAAAUACAGAAACUAGCUUUAGAGUCCUAAUGACAUAAUGGAGAGUUUUAUGUACAGUUCUGAAUGCUAAGGUAAAUGAUGCUGACGGGAAAUAGGCUCUGUUUUCUCAGAAUACAUUGGCAGGUGAGGUUAGGAUGCAGGUGUCUUGCUUUUUCUUGGAAAAUAACCCCUAAGGCUUUAAGAACUGUGUUCUUGUAAGCAAAUAUUAAUAAUGACUUUGGACUUAUGCCCCGAACCAUUUGCCUUCCUAAAUCUCAGCAAAACAUGUGUAAACUCGAGAAAAACAAUACUGUGACAUUUUGCAUGGAACUGCUUGUAUAGGUCUAGAGAAUCUGACAGACUACAAUAGUGACAUAUUAUCACAUAUAUUAGAAACCUUUGUUAGUUUCAUGCUACUGGAUCGUAUAACAACCAGGUUUACUCCAUGACUUGUCAGUAGUGGUCUAUACUGCUUGAGUGGCAGGUUAUUUAGUUAUUGGUGUCACUUUGUUAUUUCAAAACCAUCUGGAUAACAUGUGAACUUGAUAAAUCUGCAAGAUAUAUCACACACUCAAACAGUUAUCACCAUAAAUGUCCACAAAGACUGGAAAAGCUUCAGAUGGCCCAUGGAGAAGGCUACAGUAGUACAGACUUUCACCCAUAGGAGCCCUUAUGUACAUUCUCUUUGUUUAUUUACCUUUUUUAAUGCUUCAACUUGUUUAUAUCUGAUCCGCUUCCUGCCUGCCUUUCUGCAUCUUAUGUACCUGAUUCUUUCCAAGCCCCCAAAAAACACCCUCACAAACUGUACUCUUAGCUCUCGCCCUAACGUCUUUUUGUGGGGGUGAAGUUGGAAAUGAAAUGAUGUUGCACUAGAAAACUGAGUGAAGCUCAGAGAAUGUUGUGGCUAACCGAAAGAGAAUGAGCUCUUUUUGUGGUGGCUGAAGAAAUAAAGUUCUGUCCCAUAUGUAACAUAAUACAAUGCUAUAAUUUACAAUGUUUACGUUAGUGUAGCACUUUGCUAUUUCUUCAAAUAGAGGCCUAUUGACUACCAGAAAUCAGCGAUAAUCUGACAUUGCAUUUUGGUCCAGCUUGUCCAACAAAACCUAUGAAUUCAAUGAGUAGGAUAGAAUAUGGGAUUGUGCUGAGUGGGUGUGUAAAUCCACCAUUUGGCAAUGCAAUGUGAACAGUCUGCACACAGAAAUCUGAGCUGUUAAGUGUUCCCCAUAACCAACUGCUUUGUGUGGCAUAUGGUUACCCAAUUCCUACAGUACACACUUCUACACAGCUCUAACUCAGUACCCCUGGUUUGGCUUUUAGUCCUGAAAGGAGAGGUUCUAAAAUACAGUAACUACAAGUCCUUUCAUAUGGAUUUUCGACAUGUUGAAAUAGGGUCAGCCUCAGUAACAACAGGCUUUUUGUUAAAUGUCUGUAAUGCAUGCUGAUACCCAGACACCCAUUAUUCCUACCUUAUUAAAGUCUAUGAUCUUGACACAUUUUACUUCGAAAUUAUAUCAAGCUCUUUGCUAUGGUCGCUUCUGACAAAGCAGACGGCCAUGAAUGAGUGUCCAUUUUGUCUACCAAUACAAAACCUAUUGACUGUUAGCAUAAACCCACCCAGCUUACUACAGUAAAGUCUGAGGAAUUGGAAGACUGACUAUUGCAAUGGAUGUGCAUGUGAACCUAUGGACAGACUAAGAAAAUAACUGCACUAAGUUUGUUUGUUUGUCUUUGGACAUAAUGCCAUUAAAAUAAAGAAUAAAUACAUUUAAUUUAAAAAAUGUAAGAGAGAAGGUUGGACGACAGACUUAAGUCUCUGGGAGCAACCUUCAAAGCCAUGUGCUCAGAGCGCUGACAAUCAGAACAGGGAGGACCCACGUGCACUAUGGGAGAUCUGUCGUCAAUAGCUGGGCUCCUGCUAAUUCCUGCCUUGUUGCUUCCAGCUUUGCUAUUGGUCCAUGUGAGCUACUUACUCCAGAGUGGAGGCCCGUGGCAGUUCCAACUCCAGCCCUCAGGAUUACCUGGGCCAGUGUUUCCCAACUCCGGUCCUCGAGUAGCCCUAACAGCACACCGUUUUGUUUUAGUCCCGGACAAAAACACCUGAUUCAACUUCUCAAAGGUUUGAUGAUAAGUUGACAAGUAGAAUCAGUUGUGAUUGUCUAGGACCACAACAAAAAUAUGUACUGUUGGGGGUACUCGAGGACCGGAGUUGGGAAACACUGGCUUAAGGCAACUUAUUGGUUCUCAGUGCACCUCUCUCAGCUACUGUAGAUUUGAUUGAGAACCUGAUUGUUUUUAGAUAGAAGUUCCACUUAAGUACUGAUCCAGGACCUGCUGUGUUUUUACUCCUAAAUGUCAUGUUCAAGAUGAGGGUAGCUUAAGCUGAUCCUAGAGCAGCGCUUUGGGGUAACUUAGCCUACUUGACAAAUCUAUAGGACAAGUGACUUGACAUUUGUCGAUCUCUUAGAGAUUGGGUUCCUUAGGGUUGGAACCUGGCAAAAUGGUUUUAAUGGAACUCUGUGACUGCUUUAUAUUUUAAAUGACGAUGAUUAAAAUGUGUAUGCGCUUUCUAACUCAAGCAUCAAUAAUAUAUACAAGACAAACACAAGAUGACACUUUUGAUGUUGCAUAAAGAAUACAAAAUCUCCAUCCUCGUUAUGUUUUUUCCUUCCACCAUCAGUUUUAGUUGAGGUUGACAUUUGUGUAGUUCAAGAGUAACUGAUUUCUUUCAAAUGCAACAUUGAGAAGUCUGCUUUUUAAUAAAACUCCUUACUUCACCAUA
This is a messenger RNA of Oncorhynchus mykiss (rainbow trout), 8665 nucleotides long. NCBI's taxonomy places the organism in Eukaryota, Metazoa, Chordata, Actinopteri, Salmoniformes, Salmonidae. The record is from RefSeq and is a predicted model, not a curated record.